AUGAGUUGCAACAUUAAGGAGACCAUUACUGUGUCUAGCAAAGGCAGGAGCAGUGGUGGCAGCUGCAUCAUUGGUGGUGGUGGCGGAGCACGGAUUUCUUCCUAUGGGAUAGGCAGUGCCAGAGGUUUUUCUGGAAGGAGUUACUGCGGUGGAGUGAAUUAUGGAGGGGGGUUGAGUGUUGGUAGCUUGGCUGGUGGGAGCUAUGGAGGUGGCAACUGCUAUGGCAACGGCCUUGGUUUUGGCCUUGGAGGUGGUGUGGUUGUUGGUGGUCUUGGUGGCGACUGUUUGCUUUCAUCCUGCGAUGAGAAGGUCACCAUGCAAAAUCUCAAUGACCGCCUGGCCUCCUACCUGGACAAGGUGAAGUGCUUGGAGAAGGAAAAUGCUGAGCUGGAAUGCAGGAUCAGAGAGUGGUAUGCUACACAGGGCCUCUCCUGUGAGCCCCGGGACUACAGCUGCUAUUACAAGGAGAUUGAAGAUCUUCAAAAUCAGAUCGUCUGUGCAACCAUUGACAACAACAAGAUCAUUCUGGACAUUGAUAACAGCAGGAUGGCUGCCGAUGACUUCCGUGUGAAGUACGAGACGGAGCUGGCCCUGCGCCAGAGCGUGGAGGCUGACAUCAACGGCCUGCGCCAAGUCCUGGACCAGCUGACACUCUGCAGGUCUGACCUGGAGGCACAGCUGGAGUCACUGCGGGAGGAGCUCUGCUGCCUGAAGAAGAACCACGAGGAGGAAAUGAAUUGUCUGAGAAAACAAUCAACUGGGGAUGUGAGUGUGGAGGUCAAUGCCUGCCCUGGACCAGAUCUCAGGCAAAUCUUGGAGGAUUUGAGAUGCCAGUAUGAAACACUGAUAGCGCGCAACCGCAAGGAAGUUGAGGAUUGGUACGAGUGCAAGAUUGAGGAGGUGAAUCGGGAGGUUAUUACAAGCGGUCAGGAGGUAGAGACGUGCAACAACCAGGUCACUGAACUGAGACGCCAAUUGCAAGCCCUGGAGAUCGACCUCCAGGCUCAGCUCAGCCAGAGAAAUAAUUUGGAAUCCUCUCUGGCUGAGACUGAGUGUCAAUACAACAACCUCCUCGGUGAGCUACAGACCCAGAUCACGUGUGUGGAGCAGCAAUUGGCAGAAAUAAGAGCAGAAAUAGAGUGCCAGAACCAAGAAUACAAGACUUUAUUGGACGUUAAGUGCCGUCUGGAGCAGGAGAUUCAGACAUACCGGUGCUUGUUGGAAGGAGGACAGCAGGACCUUAUUCAUGGAGGAGGAAUCGGAGGGAAUGUAGGAGGAGGAGUCAUUAGGACAAGCCACACUUACACUACUACUACAGCUUCCCAUUGCCAGCCCCAAGUCCCACCCUGCAAGACUGGAGACAUACAGGUGACCUGCAGGAGAAUUUGUGAUUAA
Molecule: messenger RNA, 1395 nt
Organism: Calypte anna (Anna's hummingbird)
Lineage: Eukaryota; Metazoa; Chordata; Aves; Apodiformes; Trochilidae
Product: keratin, type I cytoskeletal 13
Exons: 8
Coding region: 1-1395 (464 amino acids)
Molecular function (GO): structural molecule activity
Source: RefSeq, a predicted model, not a curated record